Molecule: messenger RNA, 3130 nt
Organism: Poeciliopsis prolifica (blackstripe livebearer)
Lineage: Eukaryota; Metazoa; Chordata; Actinopteri; Cyprinodontiformes; Poeciliidae
Product: oncostatin-M-specific receptor subunit beta
Exons: 16
Coding region: 282-2522 (746 amino acids)
Biological process (GO): cytokine-mediated signaling pathway
Cellular component (GO): external side of plasma membrane; signaling receptor complex
Molecular function (GO): cytokine receptor activity; cytokine binding
Source: RefSeq, a predicted model, not a curated record
GCUUCUCGUCUCGAGCGGUUCUAUUUGUAGAAGCAAAAAAGGAGAAGAAGAAGAAGAAAAAGGAGAAGAAGAAGAAAGACGUCGCGUUAUUUCUGAGCGCUCCUGUCUCUUGUCACGGUUCGUCGCCGCCCCUCCGCGCUGAGCGUAAGAAGAAAAGAAACUCCCCCCAGUGUUUCCUCCCCUCUCUCGCUCUCGGCGGAGCGGCGGCUCUGGGCGCAGCGCCUGUGAAUGGCAGCGGGCGGCGGGUGUGAGGUUUCUGCCCAACACGCCGUCGUGGCGCCAUGUCGGUCAGUGGCGGCGAGGCAGAGACCCUCCAGAGAACCUGCGUUCACGUUGCCGUCUUUGGUUUGAUGGUCGCUCUCUGCGCUCCAAUCUCCACGAAUGUUUCUGCAGAAAAGUGCAGGCCAAGGAACAUCUCAGCCAAAUACCAACACUGUGGGAUCCAGCCAGAUGGAGUCCAUAAUCUAGACUGUUUCCGUAAGUACAAGAACGAUGAGAAGUGUACGUGGGAACCCGGAAAACACGGAUCGAAGAUCUACAUGUUCAUCUUGCAGCAAGCAGAAAAAUCUCUCUGUUACGUUUACUACAACAUAACCGAACCCAGUCGAAAGCUGAGCAUAUUCGAUCACAACUUCACGGUGGAGGUUAUUGAAAACGACGUGGGGAAGGCGAACUGCACAAAAGCAGUGUUUAGUGGCUCCAAAAAGACUCUGAAGCGGUCCUGCGGGCCUCCGAACCAAGUGCUGCUGACUCGCCCACCUGGAGCGCUGCAGGUGAACGUGACCUGGCCGAAAGGCGACGGAAAUAACAAGAUCUCCGUCAGAUACGCAGCGCUGGGCAGCCGAUCGUGGAACCAGACUGUCGAGUCUGAGCUUCCAAACACAGCCAUGGUGGAAAAGGUAACGCCCUCAUUGGUCUACGAAGUGCAGAUACAAUGUGUGACCACUGCUGAAUGCUCACGGUGUCCAUGGAGUAAAAACUACUACGUCCUGUCAGAGCUUACAACUCAACCCAUCAUUGUCAGCACCAAAUACGCUGAUGUUGCGUUGAAAACUGGCUGCCGGUUGAUUUCCGUAACCUGGAAGUUUCCUGUCAAAGAUCUGUUUGAUGGCUACCGGGUGACCGUUUGGAAAGAGUCCGGAGAGCCUUCACAGGAGCUGCUGACCACCUCGGAGCCGGAGAUCAGACUGAUCCUCUCCUACGCCGCGUACCGCCUCAACAUCAGCGCCUACAACAAUGCCAGCGUUUCCCCAGCUGCCACCCACGUCAUACCGGAGCACAGAGACGCCAACGGUUUAGGAGAUGGGAAGCUGAACGUGACGGUCCACAACAGCACGGCGUUCACGAUCCACUGGAGGUUCGAUCAGAUCAGUAGGUACGUCUGCUAUGUGGUGGAGUGGAUGAAAAAGGGACAUUCCGGAUGGUACCAGUCCUUCUUUGAGGACACCAAUGCCAGGAAGACCGUGUCCUCUCUGUCAGAACGUUUGGAGCCUUACUCAAGAUACAGAGUCGCUCUGCAUUUGCGACCCAACAAGAACACCUGCAACAUGAAGCAUGUCAACAACAGUGAGAGAACCUACGGGGCCACAGAGUUUUAUCUCACUGAAGGAUCUCCUGUCGGCGCCCCAGCAAACGUCAGCUUCCACAACGUGACGCUGAACUCAGCGCUGCUCCAGUGGUCUCAUAUCCCAGAGGAAGACUUGAGGGGCUUCCUGCUGGGUUACAUCAUCUACUACACUGAGCAUCACUACCAGGAGGCAAGCACAGUGCACAACAUAACAGUGGAUCCGGAUUCUACUAGCUUUCACAUGAAGGCCCUCAAAAGUGGAACGGCUUAUCAGGUCCAGAUAUCCGGCUUCACGUCAAAGGGCGAAGGAAUCCGAAGCCUCCCAAGCGUCUUUAAAACAGAUCAGAAAGUAAGUUUCAGCAUCCGGGGCGCAAUAACAGCCUUCAUAGUGGUGGCUUGUUUGCUGGUGUUUGGGUCUCCGGUGAUAAAAAGGGCGAAAGCCGUUCUGUGGCCAAGGGUGCCCAACCCUGGACACAGCGACGCAGUGCAGAAGAUAGAGAGUCCCGGACAGCUGAAACUCCUGGAGGCGUUAGCGACUCUAAAGGUAGUGGAGGAAUGGGACACGAAGAGUUUCCAGAUCCUAGAGAGGGAAGCCGCCGUCCCGCCUCAGACGUCGUCGAUGCUGCCGCACGUCAGGACCUGCGAGGACGACACUCUGGAAACGGCUCACGCCUGGAGCGAGAGGGACGAAGACAGCGCGACAGACGACGACGCAGCGGACACGCAGAGGACACACUUCCAAAGUGCACCUUUUACCCUUGCAGGUGGAUAUACGACGAUGGAAAUGUUCCAACAGCUCACUCCACAGUGGACGACGGAAGGUGGCUCACACACACGGAGCAUGGAAGGCGAACCAGAGGACUUGACUGUGUUAAAGUCUAUAAGAUUAGACUAUGUGAGACAGUUUAGCACCAGCCCACCGUCAGACAGUGAAUUUACACCAGCCCUGCUGUGAACUCCAGUUUGGUUGCCUUGAAAGUCUGGUUCGUUUGGGAAGGUCGUCUCUGAUCUGCCUACAAACCUGGGUCUCCGUUUGGUUUCAGUGAACUGUGGCGAAUUCAUAUGUGAACGCCAAGUGGACCUGAGACCGCUCCGAAAGCCGAGAGCGAACUAUAUCGCUGGGCAUUCUGGGUAAAUACCACCUACACAAAUGUGAGUCUUAGCGGGAGAAAUACCUUGUGGUCUUUUUACCAAAGACAGAGGAGGAAUCCGACAGCAGAAGAAAAAGAAGAACGUUGCGCUCAUGUCUUCUGUGGAGACUUUCCUGUCGUAGCGCCACCACAGGCGAGGAGGGGAACAGGUUUUUCAAAGGGUUUGGUUCGUUUGAGCCAAAAAAUGAACGCUGCAAUUUCGGUCCAACGGUCUACCUGUUGUAGUUUUCACCUGUUGCAGGACAAGUUUUUUUAAAGCCUUAUUUAGUAGAAAUGGCAUGUCAAGCUUGUAUUUAUGUGUACAACUCAACCAUGAAGUGAAUGACAUUAACUGCCAAAGUUGAUUGCAAAGGACAUUUUAUGCUUUAUAUUUGAGUGCGAGCAUAUCUAUUAUUAAAAAUAGUUUUCUGUA